UUCAGUUGCAUAAAUACUCUUCUCUCUCUUCAUUCCCUCUCUCUUCACUCAGCUGUCUUCACGGAGGUUCCUCAUGAUAUCACGACGCAGAGCGGUCAGGACGUGGAGAUGGCCUGUUCGUUCCGGGGGGCGGGCCCCUCCUACUCCUUGGAGAUCCAGUGGUGGUACAUGAAGAACCACAGAGACUGGCCAGAGAAACCCACCUGGACCACCAAUCAGGUGGUUCCCAUGGAGACGUCUAAAGAUGCCGCCAAAAUAAGUGUGGUAAAAGUGGCCGGGAGCAACAUCUCCCACAAGCUUCGCCUCUCCAGCAUCAAGCGGUCGGACGAGGGCACGUACGAGUGCCGUGUCAUUGACUUCAGCGGCAGCGUGGCGCAACACCACCGCGUCCGGGCCUACCUGCAGGUGGAUGCUGAACGAAGCCUGGGCCACAUCUCGGCAGACACCCUGCCUCAGGAGCCUCGGCACAGGGGACAGGGGAGCCAGGCCGACCUACACCAAACAGAGGGCCGGGAACUGAAGAGGCGUUCGGCCGAUGACAGCACCACGGACUGCACUGAGAGCUGUGUGCUCUAG
Messenger RNA from Salvelinus namaycush (lake trout), 576 nucleotides. RefSeq names its product V-set and transmembrane domain-containing protein 2-like protein. Bases 109 to 576 code for a protein of 155 amino acids. NCBI's taxonomy places the organism in Eukaryota, Metazoa, Chordata, Actinopteri, Salmoniformes, Salmonidae. The record is from RefSeq and is a predicted model, not a curated record. The transcript is spliced from 3 exons.